This is a messenger RNA of Papaver somniferum (opium poppy), 1554 nucleotides long. Its product is annotated as pyridoxal kinase-like. Bases 35 to 1069 code for a protein of 344 amino acids. Gene Ontology annotation, cellular component: cytosol. Gene Ontology annotation, molecular function: pyridoxal kinase activity. The transcript is spliced from 13 exons. Gene Ontology annotation, biological process: pyridoxal 5'-phosphate salvage. The record is from RefSeq and is a predicted model, not a curated record. NCBI's taxonomy places the organism in Eukaryota, Viridiplantae, Streptophyta, Magnoliopsida, Ranunculales, Papaveraceae.
AUCAGUCAAAAUCUUCACUUUUCCGUAUUUUUUAAUGCUUGUCGCUGCAACUACCCAGACUCGAUUGUUCCAACUCCCAAGUCGAACUCAGUGGAGAAAAAGAAGGUUGAAAAUCUGGAAGAAUAGAUCUUUAUCAUCAAUGGCACCACCUCCUAUUCUGUCCUUAGCCCUUCCAUCUGGAACAGGUCGAGUCUUAAGCAUCCAAUCUCAUACUGUCCAGGGAUAUGUUGGCAAUAAAUCAGCUGUCUUUCCUCUUCAACUUCUUGGCUUCGAUGUGGAUCCUAUCAACUCUGUUCAAUUCUCCAAUCACACAGGAUAUCCUACAUUUAAGGGCCAAGUUUUGAAUGGACAACAGCUAUGGGAAUUAAUAGAAGGACUAGAAGCGAACAAUUUACUGUACUACACUCAUUUGUUAACGGGUUAUAUUGGUUCAGUUUCAUUUCUGGACACUGUUUUGCGAGUUGCUGAUAAGCUACGCUCAGUCAACCCAAAUUUGCAAUAUGUUUGUGAUCCAGUUAUGGGUGAUGAAGGAAAGCUUUAUGUACCUCAGGAACUGGUAUCUGUAUACCGUGAGAAGGUUGUCCCAGUAGCUUCCAUGUUGACUCCAAACCAGUUUGAAGCAGAACAGUUGACAGGUUUCAGGAUUGAUUCAGAAUCAGCUGGUUUGGAAGCCUGUAACAUUCUUCAUGGAUUUGGACCUUCAAAGGUUGUGAUCACAAGUGUGCAUCUAGGGGAUAGUCUCUUUCUACUUGGGAGCCAUCAAAAAGUAAAGGGUCAGCCUCCUGAACAAUUCAAGAUUGUGAUACCAAAAAUCCCUGCAUACUUUACGGGAACAGGGGAUCUUACAACAGCGCUGCUACUAGGAUGGAGCAAUAAAUAUCCAGAUAACCUCGAUAAAGCAUCAGAGUUUGCAGUUUCAACCUUACAGGCACUGCUACACAGGACUAUUACUGAUUACGAGAGCGUGGGAUUUGAUCCAUCGUCCAGCAGUUUGGAGAUCCGGUUGGUCCAGAGCCAGGAGGACAUCAGGAGCCCUAAGGUUAACUUUAAGGCACAUACUUAUAAGUAGAUAGCAAUUUUCAUACACAUGUUUACCUUCGUGGAACUUCAUAUACAACAUAUGGUCAUUGGUUUUGUGAAACUCAGGCAGACAAUAUUCUUCUAUUUAAAAUGUUAUUAUUCCCUCAACCUUUAGUAUAUGAGCACAGAUCCGUUGACAGGCUCGAAACACACAGGAUUUAACAGUGACGAGUAUUAUUACCGUGAUAAGUGUUAUUAUUCCCUCAACCUUUAGUAUAUAUCCCGUGACGAGUAUUAUUAUUCCCUCAAUCUUUCUUUAGAUAAAGGAAAUAUUGUUAUACAUUUGUAGUUAAAAAGGAAUAAAGUCAAGUACGUUGACGUAGACAGCAUACAUAAUAACUCUCUUCUUGUUAAUGAUUCUUUUUCAAGUAUGUAAUGAUGCCCCCUCUUGUUUUACGAUGUGAUUCGAGUUUCGUGAGAACUAGCGUCACUGUUAAACUUUAGUAUAUAUACCGUGACGAGUAUUAUUAUUCC